AUGGGCAAGGUCAACACCAUCCUCUUCGACUGCGACAACACCCUCGUCCUUUCGGAGGAGCUCGCCUUCGAAGGCUGCGCCGACCUGAUCAACCAGAUUGCCGCCGCCAAGAAUGUCCCGCUCGAGAAGGCCUUCACGGGCGAAUCGCUCAUCGUCGAGUUCGUCGGCCAGAACUUCCGGGGAAUGAUGCGCUCGCUGCAGGAGCGGUACAACUUCCCGCUCACUGAGGAGGAGCUAGACACAUACGUGAAGAAGGAAGAGGACGUGGUGAUCGCCAAGCUGCAGGAGAAGCUGUCGCCCUGCCCCAACGUCGACGACGUGCUCGAGCGUCUGGCGACCGAGGGCAAGUACGAGCUCGCGGUGGUGAGCAGCUCCGCUUUGCGCCGCGUCAAGGCCAGCAUCGAGAAGGUCGGCCAGGACAAGUACUUUGGCGACCGCGUGUUCAGCGCGGCCACAAGCCUGGAGAAGCCGACGAGCAAGCCCGACCCGGCCAUCUACCUGCACGCGCUCAAGGUGCUGGGCAAGAAGGCAGAGGAGUGCGUAGCGGUGGAGGACAGCAAGAGCGGCACGCUGAGCGCGGCGAGGGCGGGCAUCAAGGUCAUUGGGUAUGUUGGACCCUACCAGGCCGCGGAACGCCUCAAGAUGGAGAAGGUCCUGGCGCAGGCGGGUGCUUCCAUCAUCAUGGAUGACUGGAAGCAGUUUGAGGGGUACAUGGCGGCGAUCGAACAGGGCGACUAUUAG
This is a messenger RNA of Sordaria macrospora k-hell, 741 nucleotides long. RefSeq lists its product as uncharacterized. The record is from RefSeq and is a predicted model, not a curated record. Gene Ontology annotation, molecular function: hydrolase activity. NCBI's taxonomy places the organism in Eukaryota, Fungi, Ascomycota, Sordariomycetes, Sordariales, Sordariaceae.